Messenger RNA from Diachasmimorpha longicaudata, 687 nucleotides. RefSeq lists its product as uncharacterized. The record is from RefSeq and is a predicted model, not a curated record. Bases 1 to 348 code for a protein of 115 amino acids. Lineage: Eukaryota; Metazoa; Arthropoda; Insecta; Hymenoptera; Braconidae. The transcript has 4 exons.
AUGCGGAUAGGAUAUGUUGCACUAUAUAUGCAUGAAUGUGGCAGCGUACGAGUUAGUACCCCAGAAAUUCGAGGAAUAUACUGUCGAUCGCACCGAUUUUCACGUCCGGUGACAUCAACUAUUGAUAAGCAACCGGAGGAUCAACUCCGCGGGCUUUUUUUAUUUCUCGGUUUCGCAAUAUGCUCUUGUAUUGCGUCGAGAAUGAUGACAUUUCUGCACUCCACCAUGUACCUUCUACUCCCGUAUUGUGGUGACUUAGGGGCAGAUCAUUGUUGGAUUGCACUCUCGAGAAGAAUUCGAAAUUUCGAGAUUUCAUUUUCAGAAGAGGAAAGACGAAACGUCGCUUAGAGUAAAUCUCCACGUAAAAGAAAUUGGACCAGUAUUACUCCUCAAACACAUGCAGUUCAACACGACUCAUCUUUUCUCUCACCUAAUCCAAUUCUGAUGCCCUCAAUUUGUCCAGAAAUUUCCAUCCAAAUUUUGGGAACAUUCCACGUACCGCUAUAGUUGAAAGUUAUUCACUGAUGGUGACAACGAGCUAUCUAUUUAUUGGAGGAUAAAGUUCUACGGCAGCUUGCGAUUCAUCAACUUCGCCGUGUUUGGUAUUCAUUAGAAUGUGUCCGAGAGCAAAGUUUUAAUCAUUGAGUUGUGUAUUGUGUGGUCAGACAAAAAUAAAUAUCAUAUGGU